AUGGACAUUAGCAGCGGCAGCAUAAACAAUAACAACAACCACAAUAACUAUGUGAACAACGAUAAUGAUGACGAAGAUGAUGAUGAGAGUAAUCAAACAUUUUAUGAAGCUGCCGGUGAACCGGAACUAGUAUUGACAUUUGAAAAAUCAUUGAAAACAACAAAUGACGUCACAUCAAAUUUGCCACCGCCACCAUUCUCUCUGUAUGAUAUUAAUAAUGCAGAUACAAUUACCAAUGUGCAGAAACACCAACUGCAUUUGGAUCAGAAUUUUCUUAGUGUUCAAAUGGAUAAAAGUGCUGCUGCCGCUGCUGCUGCUGUUGACGGCAUCGAUGAUUUGGAUGAAGAAUGUGAGGGUGCAGUUGGCAUAGUUUCGACUAUAAAGGAAGCCCUUAAGGAUGAAAACGAAAAGGAUCUGAACCUUUUGUAUACAACACAAGACAAUUUUAUUCAAGUCGAGGAGGAGCCGCCGGUGGUGAUGAGGAGAAAGCGAGAUAAAUCUCUCAAAGACUUCAACCACAUCAAUAAAACAAGUUACACCAGUACUGAAGAGGAUCCAGCCCAAAAACAAAGACAACAAACUCUUCUCUCUACAAAAUCCUGUGAAACACCAGCGUCUACCACCACGCUCUCACCCACAAAUUCAUACAAUGGAAGUAUUGGCAGUGAUGGUGGCGGAAGUGUGGGUGGUGGAGCUCGUCGCAAAUCAUGGACACUGUCGCCACAAAGUGGUACCACAACACCCUUAGGUGGUGCCAAAAAGAAAGAAAAGCGUUCUAGCGUCAAGUCACCGGCUUCCUCUACGCCAACAGCGUCAACAGCAACUGAUUCCUUUAACUUAUGGAUAGCACGGGAAUGUUACGAAACAGUACCGGCCGAAACGGUAUUCGAAGUAGACGACAAUAGUCAGAGUUUAGUGAGGCCAGCUAGUUUUACCAUAGAUGAAGAGGCCGAUGAAGAAGCGGCAGCAGUGGAAAGUUUAUUGGGUGCUGCAGCUGCUUUACAUGCUUCGGCUAGUGCCAAUAAAGAGGCACAGAUACACAGAAGACAAAAACAUUUGAGACAGCCACAGCAUCGCCCCCUGGAAAGAUCCUGGCCGCCCAGGGCUUUGGGUAGAGAUUUUCGUUUACAAGGCGAAGUAUUUAAAUUUGACAUUUUGGAUACGGAUGAUUCUUUGGAAGCUGGCUAUGGUUCAUCAAAUGGCUUUGGCAGUAAUUCGAAUAGCUGUAACAAUUCUCCCUUGUUUCAAUUAACCAGCGGCAAUUCAUCUUCAAAUUCCAGUCCUCAAUAUGAGUUGAAUAAUGCCUCACCUUCUUCGCCGGCCAUGAAAUUUAAACCUUUAAUUAAAAAGAAAAUCGGGCCGGAUAGUUAUAUUAACACUAUAACCACAAAAAAAGUGCCAGCUACGGAAACGUAUGAAUUCCCAGCAUUCCCUACUAAAGAGACGACUUCCAUGAAUCAGUUUCCACAAACUCCGCCAAAUACUUCUUCCUCAGUUUCGUUGAGGCAACACAGGCCUUUAACUAGAACCUUAUCGAAUGGCAAGGCGGGUUACGAAGAGCGUCAAUCACAGUCGCCCAGUCGUCUAAUGUUGUCACCUAAGCGGCAUCGUAGCCCACCAUCCGGUUGCUCUACACGUAGUGCUUCACCUUUGGAUUUUCAAUUAUCACCAGAAGCGCAGGUGUUGAACAAUUCGCAACAGGUGUGCUCUAGCUCUACAUCAAAUGCUAUAGCACCAGCCGCACCUUUACUACACAAUCGGCCACAACAGCGUUUACUUAAACGUGUUGGAGGUGUGGGCGCUGGCGCUGCUGCAGCAAAUCUAAUAUGCCCCCCAACACCAACCCACCAUGCACGACGCCAUGCACGCAUGCAGGCUGCAGCUGCUAACAUGGCCAUUAACAGUAACCUAGAUGAUACUUAUAUUGGCACUAGUCCAAGGGGUAAUGGUGGUGGAGCUGAGGCUAUGGGUGGUGCUGUUCAUACUAGUCAUUUAGAUUAUAAUUAUUUAUCUUCACGAACACCACCUUCCUCGCCGGCCUUCCAUGGUUCCAGCAUGCGUGCCGAGGAACGUGUACGUACUGCUGAUAUUGUGCACUUGCCAGGAAACUCCGCCGCUGUGCCCUCCAAUAUAGAUGUAGAUGUUGAAAAUGACGAUGAGGAUGAUACUGCUACUGAUGAUAUGGGUGUUGUGCACUUAACAAGCACUCGAUUGCCGUCUAUACCCGAAAGAGGAGCGGCUGGUGGUCUUUUACGCACCAGCGCUAUUUUUUCAGCCGAAGCAGAUCCUGCAAAUGUACAAGUUUCCGCUGAGCCCUUGCCGCCAGCCUGGGAGGCCAGAAUGGAUAGUCAUGGGCGUAUUUUUUAUAUUGAUCAUACUACCCGAACUACUUCUUGGCAAAGACCAGGCUCUAAUGGUUCUUCUUCUCUCAAUGGUCCAGGGGGCAGAGAACAACAUCAUCGCCAACAACUAGACCGCAGAUAUCAAUCUAUUCGUCGUACUAUAACCAAUGAAAAUCGUUCCAAUGCUAUUGCUGCCGCUGCUAAUAAUACCGCUACCACUACCGUAAAUGACCCGUCAACUCAACAGACCUCGCAAUCUUUAACACUCCACCACCACAACAAUAACCAAUCUACUGCACAGUCCGCUUUUAACUUUCAACAUGUCAAUCUCUCGGUACACCCAGCUGUUCUAAUGUUAUGCCGUCCGGAUUUUUACUCCAUGCUUCAUACCAACGAAGAUGCAUUAGCAAUUUAUAAUCGUAAUGCUGCCUUAAAACAUAUGGUUAUACGUAUACGACGUGAUCCCUCAUGUUUUCAACGCUAUCAAUACAACAAAGAUUUAGUUGCGCUGGUCAACUCGUUUGCCCAACUCAAUCGUGAUUUACCCUCGUGUUGGGAGACCAAACUCGAUCAGUCGGGUAAACAAUUUUUCAUAGAUCACAAUAAUCGCCAGACAUCGUUUAUGGAUCCACGCUUGCCCAUAGAGUGUCCACGCAUUAUACGACAUCAUCAUCAACAGCAACAAUAUGAUUCAAUUGAUGGUAAUUGUAUGUCAUCGGGUAAUCCUCCCUUACCACCACCACGUCCUAUAUCGACCACAUCGACCUCAUCCUCAGCAGCCUCGACAAAUCGUCACAGUCAAUUUAUGCAAAAUGAUAAUAUGCCACAUUAUACAACAUCAUCAUCAGCAACGUCGUCAUCGUCAGCAUACAAUAACGGUCCUAGUUCUUCAAGUGUUUUAGCUAAUAACGGUUAUAAUGAUGUUCCUGUUGCCUACAAUGAAAAGGUUAUUGCAUUUUUAAGACAACCCAAUAUUAUAGAGAUUUUACGUGAACGUCAAGGUCAAAAUAAUGUUUCCCGAUCUUUAAGAGAAAAAAUUAAUAUUUUACGUGUUGAAGGGGUGCCAGCUUUGGAAAGAUUGGCGCACGAUUUACAAUUAACAAUGUUAUUAAGAAGAUCUCACUAA
Molecule: messenger RNA, 3468 nt
Organism: Calliphora vicina (urban bluebottle blowfly)
Lineage: Eukaryota; Metazoa; Arthropoda; Insecta; Diptera; Calliphoridae
Exons: 4
Coding region: 1-3468 (1155 amino acids)
Biological process (GO): positive regulation of transcription by RNA polymerase II; hippo signaling
Cellular component (GO): cytoplasm; nucleus
Molecular function (GO): transcription coactivator activity; protein binding
Source: RefSeq, a predicted model, not a curated record